Athene cunicularia (burrowing owl) is the source of this 10606-nucleotide messenger RNA. RefSeq names its product DLG associated protein 2 (gene DLGAP2). Gene Ontology annotation, cellular component: glutamatergic synapse; postsynaptic specialization. Bases 43 to 3198 code for a protein of 1051 amino acids. The transcript is spliced from 14 exons. Gene Ontology annotation, molecular function: molecular adaptor activity. The record is from RefSeq and is a predicted model, not a curated record. Lineage: Eukaryota; Metazoa; Chordata; Aves; Strigiformes; Strigidae. Gene Ontology annotation, biological process: signaling.
GAGAGGAAGGAAGCGGGUGGAGAAAACCACUAUAUACCCAAGAUGCAAGGAAAGUUGAAAAGUAGAAGAAAAAAUAUAUUAAAUCAGUGUAAACUAAGAGAGUCACAGUGUACACUCUGUGGGGAGCCUGAAGAUUUGGAUUCUCUAACAGGGCAUGCAUUUCCAGAAGAAGAGGGUGGCGAUCUGCUCAAGUCGAGCUUCAGUUUUCCAGGGACGCCAGAGGAGGAGCUAGACCAGCAGUACUCAUGGUCGCCUUCUCAGCACUUCAAUGAAGAAAGAUACUCUCCUGCUCCGAGGAAUAUGAAAGGAUUAUCUGGUAGUCGCAACCAACCACAGUUAUGUUCAGCUCAUACUUGUGGCUUAGCAUCCCCUGAAGAUUGUGAACACACCCACGACCAUAUCCACCAUGGGCAGGAGCCAAGGCAAUCAUAUCUUCUCAGCCCCACAGAGAGUUGCCCGAUGGACCACCAUCGUUGCUCGCCACGCAGCUCCAUUCAUUCUGAAUGCAUGAUGAUGCCCAUGGUAAUGGGCGAUCACAUGUCAAGUAGCACUUUCCCCAGAAUGCACUACAGCUCACAUUACGACUCAAGAGACGACUGCGCCAUGUCUCACGGUAACCCUAAGAUUAACCGUAUUCCUGCAAAUCUUUUGGACCAAUUUGAGAAACAACUUCCUCUUCACCGGGAUGGGUUUCACACUUUACAGUACCAGAGGACCUCAACAGCUGCGGAACAACGCAGUGAGAGCCCAGGAAGAAUACGCCAUCUUGUUCAUUCAGUCCAGAAACUUUUUACUAAAUCUCAUUCUCUGGAAGGAUCAUCCAAGGGCAAUGUUAAUGGAACAAAGGGAGACAGUCGAGGGGAUGACCAUCAUCAUGGCCACCAUUCCAAGCAUAGCAAAAGGAGUAAAAGUAAGGAGCGAAAACCAGAAAGCAAGCAUAAAUCUGGAAUGAGCAGCUGGUGGAGCUCUGAUGAUAAUUUGGACAGUGAUAGCACUUACCGAACCCCUAGUGUGGUAAAUAGGCACCAUGCAGAUCAUAUAUCCCACUGCUAUCCUGAGGCGCUCCAGGGGCAUUUUGGGGAUCUCUCAUUGAAGACUUCCAAAAGUAACAAUGAUGUGAAGUGUUCGGCUUGUGAAGGGCUAGCAAUGACCCCUGAUGGUAAAUAUAUGAAAAGGAGUUCUUGGUCCACACUUACAGUAAGUCAGGCUAAAGAAGCUUAUCGCAAAUCAUCACUGAACUUAGAUAAGCCUCUGGUUCAUCAGGAAAUCAAACCUUCCUUGAGGCCGUGCCAUUACCUUCAGGUACCUCAGGAUGAAUGGGGAGGAUACCCAGCUGGUGGGAAAGAUGAAGAGAUCCCCUGCAGAAGAAUGAGAAGUGGGAGCUAUAUUAAGGCCAUGGGAGAUGAAGAAAGUGGAGACUCUGAUACUAGCCCCAAGACAUCACCAAAAUUAACAGUUCGACCAGAGUCGCUAUUAAAAUCCAUUGGACAGAGACCACUGGGAGAUCAUCAAAAUCAGAGCUACCUUCAAACUGCAAGUGACGUGCCUGGGGGUCACAACCUGGAUCCCUCUGCAAACUACAAUUCCCCAAAGUUUCGCUCAAGGAAUCAGAGCUAUAUGAGAGCAGUGAGCACGCUCAGUCAGGCCAGCUGUGUUAGUCAGAUGAGUGAAGCAGAGGUUAAUGGGCAAUUUGAAUCGGUGUGUGAAUCAGUGUUUAGUGAAGUUGAAGCUCAGGCAAUGGAUGCCCUUGACCUCCCUGGAUGUUUCCGAACAAGAAGCCACAGUUACUUGCGUGCCAUUCAGGCAGGCUAUUCCCAAGAUGAUGAAUGUAUACCUGCGAUGGCAUCUUCCAACAUCACCUCAACUAUCAGGUCAACCACAGCCGUAACUUACACAAGUUACAAAAAAACACCGCCACCGGUACCCCCUCGUACCACUUCCAAGCCACUGAUCUCAGUCACAGCACAGAGCAGCACAGAAUCCACCCAGGAUGCAUAUCACGACAGCCGGACUCAGAGGAUUUCCCCGUGGCCACAGGAUGGGCGAGGGAUGUACAACUCCACCGACAGUUUGGACAGUAACAAGGCCAUGAAUCUCGCCUUGGAAACUGCGGCUGCGCAGCGCCAUGCCUCUGAAAGCCAGAGCACCUCGAUACGAACCAGUGACAAGGCCAUUUUAGUGACAAAAGCAGAGGAGUUUCUUAAGAGUCGACGUUCCUCUAUAGGGAUCCAGGUGGAAACAGCAACUGAUUCAGAUACUGAAAGCAGAGGCCUACGGGAAUACCACUCUGUUGGAGUACAAGUAGAAGAUGAAAAACGACACGGUCGAUUCAAGCGCUCAAACAGUGUAACAGCAGCUGUCCAGGCUGACCUGGAACUGGAGGGUUUUCCAGGACAUAUCACCAUGGAGGACAAGGGACUUCAGUUUGGUUCAUCGUUCCAGCAGCACUCAGAGCCCAGCACACCCACCCAAUACAGCGCAGUGAGAACUGUACGGACACAGGGACUGUUCAGUUACAGAGAAGAUUAUAGGACCCCAGUUGACACCUCAAACCUUCCACCACCAGAACCCUGGCUAGAGCCAGCCAUUGAGACAGUAGAGACUGGUCGAAUGUCUCCUUGUCGACGGGAUGGAUCUUGGUUUAUGAAGUUGCUACAUACUGAAACUAAGAGAAUGGAAGGAUGGUGUAAAGAAAUGGAAAGAGAAGCAGAAGAAAAUGAUCUUUCUGAAGAAAUCCUAGGUAAGAUCCGAAGUGCUGUUGGAAGUGCUCAGCUCCUCAUGUCUCAGAAAUUCCAGCAAUUUUAUUGGCUUUGUCAGCAAAAUCUGGACCCGAGUGCCAUGCCAAGACCAACUUCCCAGGACCUAGCAGGUUUCUGGGACUUAUUGCAGCUCUCAAUUGAAGACGUCAGCAUGAAGUUUGAUGAACUGCACCAGUUGAAACUCAAUGAAUGGAAAAUAAUAGAAUCACCUGAAAGGAAGGAAGAAAGAAAGGUUCCUCCUCCUGUACCAAAGAAGCCCCCAAAAGGAAAAUUCCCUAUCACAAGAGAAAAAUCUCUGGACCUACCCGACAGACAGCGACAAGAAGCUAGAAGACGGCUAAUGGCUGCCAAGAGAGCAGCCUCUUUCCGGCAGAAUUCAGCCACAGAGCGUGCAGACAGCAUCGAGAUAUAUAUACCAGAGGCUCAAACCCGGCUUUAAAGACAGAAUGCUGCAGAGUUCCUUUUUUAAACAAAAUGCUUGUACAGUUUGUCACUUACCUGGUAAUUUUUGUCUCAUUCUCUCCACUAAAUAUGCCCUUGCUGUUGUGUUCUUUGUGCCAUAAGCACAGUGGAAUGCUUUUGAUUUCCUCAGAAUUUGCUGAGCUCACCGCAAGAACGACUUCUUUUUGUAUUUAUUGUCUGACUUACAAUCAGCUACAAUGGAUAGGGCUUGUCGAGACCUGACUUAUCCAAUAUAUUCUCAGAGGACAACAAGAAACACCUCUUGAGAUGGAACCCAGCUUACUUUUUUGUUAUUUAUAUUUUUAUAAAAUGUGUGAUAAUUAGGGAUAAGAAUAACAAACUAUAAAUGGGUGCAUCUCACCAUUCACUAGAGGCAUUAGCUAAUCCAAGUAGAAGGUGCUACAAAUGUAAAGAGCAGGAAAGAAAGAACCCAUUUAUCUCUCUGACCUCCAGUUUCUUUUCCUAGAACCCAGCUAACACAUUUACCCAUGUGCUCUGCCACUCUUCUCAUCUUUGUUACUGCAAAAUAACCUUAGGCCUCUCAUGUCAUGUCAAGUUUCUGGAGAUGAACAGGGAUAUCCAGCCACUAAAACUCCAAAGUUCAUCAGAAACCAAGAAGCAUACAAGUCUGGUGGUGGUGGUGGUGGGAAUGCCCACUGAGAAACGUUUGCUGUUAGCAGUGUAACGACACUCUGAAACCUAAGCAAAAUUAUAAUGCAAGAGGACUUGAGUGAUGGGUGAAAGGAAAACGGAAGCCUUAAAAAGUUAGAUCUUCUGUAGCAAGAUGUGUAAAGAAAAAGUUAUACUCGCUCCUUUGGAACACUCAUUGCAUUUUUAACAGUUCUUUUACGUGUUAACAUUUAUUUUAUAAACCUUCUCUCUUUCAUUUCAAGAGCUAUGCUACAUGUAAUAUUUCAAACUCUCAAAAUGUUAUAUCAAUUGAGUUUCCAGGGUAUCCUUGAGAAAAAAAAAAAAAUCUUGCUUGUUUAAAAUGCCAGUUGUGAUGUUGUAAACAGUUUAAGAAAUAUGAAUGUGAGUGGUAAGUAUAUCUAAGUUUAAAUGGUUAUGUUAAGGUAAAGGUGAACUGUGGUUUACAGUUGUAUUUUUUUUUUUAGAACUAUUUUUCUAUGCAGUAUCAUUUAUGGCAAGAAUAAGCUUCUUGCUUGCUUCAGACAUUAAAAAAAAAAAAACACAAAAAACAUGACUCAAGAAAUAAGUGAUUUCCAGUCAUGGAAUAUAAGGAAAAUAAUAUAUUUUCAAGCCUCACAUUGUCAGAAGAGAGAAGUGGUAACUACCACAGUCAAGAGGCUUUAAUUUAAAACAAAUUAAGACACAGUUAUUCCACUUCACCUACCUUCCAGAGCCAACUGAGUAACCCAGCACUUAGAAGUCUUCAGGUGAAGACGCAAUAAGAUGCGCAACCUGCAUCCCCCGAUUCCAAGGUUUGAAUCCUACUGAACACUACUUUAGGUCAAAACAGUCUGAACCCAGUGAGACAAACAGCCCCAACUACUGCAUUCCCUGUUUACCUGCUUUAACAAAUGCAAUGUAUUUAGCCAUAGGCAGAACAGCUAUUUAAUUAUACUCGAGCACUUUGGUUCUUCACCUGAUGAGCACUUUAAAUCCAAAUCCCACACACCCUGCAGCCUGAUGGAUGACUGAAAACAUGAAGUAUCAUAGGUUAUGCAGAUCUGACAUUGCUUCAAAUCUGUUUUCUUUUUUGUUUGUUUGUUUUUCAUUUUCCUUCUCUUUUUCCUACAGUGUGUAGUAUUAAGCAUGAGUUCUGUCUUUGGAGCACAGCUGAUAAAGCAUGUUUAGCUUCAAGAUACGAAUCUUUAGAGAUGAAGUUUUGAGAAGUUUCUGUGAGGAGAAAACCCUGUAAAUUGAGCCUGAUAUCUGGUAUAUACUUUACCAAAUAGCCUUAAACUAUAUUUGGAAGCAAAAACCAAGACGAAUGUAUAUCCUUCAAAAAUGAAAAAAAAAAAAUCCCUGAAAUAUUCUUCUAUAAAUGAAAACAUUAUAUUUCCCAUCCCUUGUGUUUUCAAGGCAUUUUCUAUUAAGGAAAGAGCUGAAUCCUAGGUAGUGUACAAUAUUGAUGCUACUUCCUAUAUUUGUUAUACUAUUUUAAAUACAAAUGUACCUGCAGACAUUGGCAUCUUUAGUCUUGAAAACCGGUAUCUUAUUUAAAGUGGAGCUGCUAAUUAGAAAUAUCCACACAAAACUAAAGCCAGUGACUUUCCUAGAUUUAAGAAAUUUAAAAUAGACACACACACCCCUAUACAUAUAUAUAUAUAUUUUUAUAUAUAUAUAUAUAUAUAUAUAUAUAUAUGGCAGCUGAUACAUUUUAUCUAAUUUUCCUGUACACUUCAAGGAGAAAUCCCACUUGACUUACUCGCUUGAAAACCCCCACCUGCAGCAACAGGUCAUGCAAUGAAGACAAGUUGUAUUUGAUUCUGCCUGGAAUCAGAGUUUAUAAAGACAAAUUGUAAAAACAACAGAUUACAGAUAAGCUUAGAUCUCAACUGACCUAGUAAUACUGACUUGGAGCUGUCUGAAUAAGUCUUUAAUUUUAGAAUCAUAUUUUGAUAGUUUUUUGAUAUGUUAAAAUUUUAUUGGAUGUUCUAAGGCAAAAAUAGGCCUGCAUGAAUGGUGCCAACCCUGUAUUUUACAUUUCCCAUGCCAUUAUGAGAAAAUGUUCAAUAUAAGCUUUGGCUAGCUAUGACUUCUGUUUGUUCCACCUUUGUUUCCAAAAAAAAAAAAAAAAAACCAAAAAAGAAAGAAUCAAAAGUAAACUAGAUGCCUACUGAAAAAUCUGAUAAUAUGUUAUCUGUGCAUGUUACAUUUCCAAGUGCAAUAUAUUACAUUAUUGUACAGGUAACAUUCUAUCAUUAAAGGCAAAUAAUCCAUUUCUAUUUACAUAUUGUACAUCCGGUUAGUUUAGAAAAAUAGCAUUAUGCUUAUCAUACUUGUGUUGCAAAUAAAUCAUAGUCAAAUUGCUUCAGUCCCUGACAUGAGAAGCACAACGUACGGUAUCUUAAUAAAUAUAUAAACAGAUCAAUUGUAAUUUGACCCCACAUCAUAAAAAUAAAAUUCAGUCACAAAGCCAAUGUAGGAGGAACAUAAAUAAACAUAAAGAUGGAAAGUGGAUGCUUUCUACUUAGAGACUUGAUGAUGUAGACCCACACAGAACAGCUGGAUAGAUGAAAGUCAUCUAGUGUUUAAUUAAAUACUAAUCAGACUAAAAUUUAUUUUAACAGAUGAAAAUUAUAGAAAGUCUGUGUUCAUUUUUCAUUGCCUGUAAAACACAAGUAUAAUAAACAGAAUUCUGAAAAUUUAAAUAAAAAAAAAGACCUGACUGGUAAAAUUGUUGAUAUUUGCCAUACUUAUUUUUGCUUUGUAUAUUUUUUUAGAUUUGAAAUUAUUUGUAAAUUGGUGAAGUACAUUAUGAAGUGUUUUAUUAUUUCAUGUCAACCUGAUUAGAAUGGCCUUUGGCAGUGUGUGAAGACUAAUAAUGUUGUACAGUUUAAUACCAAAAAAUGGCAUUUUAAUUCAUGCUUAAACCUGGUCACUAUGUUAGAUUUGAUAUCAGGAAGGAAUUAAAGCGUGCAUAGGAAGAUGUGUGGAUUUCAUAUAUAUAUAUAUAUAAAAUACAUUUCAUAUAAUGGAAAUUAUUUGUUUUAAAAUAAGUCCAUGUCCUGCUAUAUCAGUAAAUUAAUAUUCUAGUUUCAUCUUCUUCAGCACUGCAACUGGUAUAAAGUGAGGGAAUGUUCGGUCAUUGGGUGAUUUUGCCAGGAAAAGAAAUAACUGCUACGCGAUGACGUGCCAUACGAGAACCGCAGUCUCCUCAUGCCCUGCUGGAGCGGUGCCCUUGAGAGGCUCCUGGCCCCAUGGCACCCCCGGGCAGCACCACUGCUCCGCGCCAGGUCCUCCCCACGCAGGUCCGCCCUGGCCCCCUCGUGCCCAGAGCAGCGUGCCUCCAGAUCAGCCCAUCUCAGCCCUUUGUGUUCAAAGCCUUGAGCCUGCCCUGCCCAGUCGGUGGGUUUGAUGUCCUCCUCGGCGUUUCAGCGUGGGUGCCAGUGGCAGGGGGCACACCGGAGGCUCAUCCAUCGAGUGCUGGUUUGUGCGUGUUAAUUUGAGGUCUGAAGCUGGUUUGGCAGCUCCAGGUGUCAAGCUGUGUGUGCUGAAAAGCUGCGAAAACCUAUGUAGCAGAAGCCUCAGUAUUAGAGAGAGCCAGUAUGUAAUGUGAAGCAGCAUUACUCCUGUUGCUGUUCCCAGAGGAUCUUAUGAUGUAGUGAUACCACCCGCAAACUGCAUACGAGGUGAGGAAUAUCAGUAAACCCCUUAAUGUCUAGCAAGGUGCUUCCUGGUGCGUGACAGGUUGACACUUGCUUACAUUUAUACAGUGCCUUUCAUCCAGAAGGAUCUCCAAGCACUUUAUUAGCUGACACACAAACUCCAGGCUGGGCUGCAGCUGGGACAGGUCACCCUGCCCAUGGCCUGGUGAACCAUCAUGGCAGGACACUGGGGGCUCUCCUGCCUGUCCCCAUUAUGCCAGGGAGUUUCCUUCCACAACAUCCUCCCAGCACCCGGGAGGACCCUUACAGUCCAAGCCUGUGCCAAAGGAGAAGCAAAGACUUGCUGAACCAAGAGAAAGGCCUGAGCGAAGCAAAGCACAGGUGAGGACAAUGCUCAUAUGGUCCCUCCAGGGUGUAGGCAAGGAAUGAAGAGUAUCAGAUAAAGUUUCCAGAACAAUCUCUACUUUUCCUGUUCACAGUUGCAGGGAGGGUCUUCACGGAGGAGGAAAUUCCCUGGGAGGGCGCCGCAGGAGACCCCUGGCCAGUGCCAGGCGGGGGAGCUGAUGGCGCCUGCAGCUGAGCCCUCUCGGUCAGGGAUCUUGGCAAGUCUCUCCCUCACAAGUGCAUUCCCCCCUGGCUUUCUUAGCGGGAGAGACUCAUCUGGGGCACAUGCUGCAAAAGCAGCCUGCCCCUGUGGCAUAACUGCCACGUGCCCUGUUCUGUCCCCAGGUCUGCCCUCCAGCGAAGCUAAAAUGUGGCACGGGAUUUAGGCAUAAGGAUUAUGCUUCGGUUUGGGCAGCUGCUCAUUACUGAGACUGAGCUCUAACCCUAAGGGUUCUUUGUAUGGCAGAGCAAUGGGGACGCCUCUCUCUGCAUUGGCAGGAUCAGCAGACUAGAGACAGGUAUUUCAUACAGCAGAUAACAGAAAGAGGAUAUAUACAUACACACAUAUAUAUAUAUGUAACAACCUUUCGGUGUCAUGGUCCCAGAGAGUUGGACCUGGGAACCACAGUCAACACUCACGCUCCUCUAGACCAUGCCACUUUCUUGCAGCUCAGCCUCAGCACUGACAGCCAUGGCAAGUUCACUGCCUAGUGCAGCCCCAUGGCCCAUCUGCAACUAUCCACCAUGUUCACCUCCAGGGACCAUCUUUGGGAACAGCUGUUUUAUAGCAUACUCAUAUGCAUACACAACUCCUGGCGGGAAUUAAGCCCUCUGUAUACACAGAAAUUGCUUAAUUUAUCUCUGAAAUGCAGCUACCUCUAUGGUGUAAUGCUGCAGCUGUUUAACUACAUAAUAGGCUGUUCAGGACAGCAAGUAAAAAACUGAAAUUGAAAUGGAAACUUGCCCAAAAGAGAAUUUGGCCAGCAUAUUAAGACUGAUUCAGCUUGUCUUAAUGAGAUAAAAUUCUAAUAGCUGCAAGAGGCCAUGGCAUUCGUUAUAUCUAAAACUCAUAUUCCAGAUCCCUUCUCAUUAAAUGCAUAUCGCAUUUCAUAAACGACGAUCACAGAAGAACACUGCACAUUCACAGUCCCACCUUUCCACACAUGAGUGUUUCUCCCGUUACCCUUCAUUGCUGAAAUAGAACUGGGCUUCUGAAGUCAGAUAGUAGAUAAUGUAAAUUAGUAUGUAUACGCAGCUUGCUCUUUAACUGAGCAAACGCAGAACAGUUUUCAUCAGUUGGCAAUUUAAUUCUCUAUUUUAUUAAGGCCAAAUUGUUAUUUUUCUAAAUUGGUUUUGUUGGACAGGAUUUUUUACUUCUCUAGUACAAAACCAUGAAUAUUUUCACCUAAGAUUAAAUGAGGGGGAGGUUUAUUUGAAGAUAUGGUCAUUACUCACCAACACAGUAGUGAGGAUUUUUCUUCUCCUUCACUUACUCUUCUUUCAUUCAACACAGCAUUUCCUAUUCCUAAAGCUGAACUGUCAUGCAGGUUUCUUAUUUGUGAGAUGAAUUAUUGCAGAGCUUCAGGCUAAGUUCUGAUCUCAGCUGUAUUAGAAUCAAUGCUAAGAAACUGAAAUUCGAAAGAAAUGUCAGAUUCGGAUCAGCAUAAUUCAGAUCAAUAUCUGACUCAGCAAGUCCUACUGAGGUAGGAAAGACUCACUGUCAGAGUUAGCAACUGCAUAACCACUUUGUAGAAUGUAGUUCUUCCUUUCAGGUAGGUCACAAUCAAGCAGAGGGCUUGGUAGUUGCUCCAAGCCUCUGAUGAUAGUCCUCACAAAGAAAUACUAGCUUUGUUUAUAAUUACCUGCGGAAUCCACAUGCUCAUAUCCAUGCUUUGAUUUACCCUUCGGAGGUUUAAUAGUAUGGCCACCUCAUUUUAAAAGGGCUCAGCAUUUAUGUAUUCUUUAGUUCAAUUUAUAUAUUAAUUUCCUGAAUUAGUAUUUCCCUUUCAAGUAGCCUGAAUUAUACUGCUCUAGAACUGUUCUUUCCUGAAGAAAAGCCACUAUGACUGUGCAGGAUUUUCUGUACAGAGACAAAAUUCAUACUUCCAUUUAUCAUGUGACAUGCCAAAACAAUCAAGUGUGGCCUAUGGACUAAAUUAAAUGCCUCCUAUAGAAUUUCAAGGAAUGUUAGAACCAGGAAACUAGCUGUUUAGUUAUCAUUAAAAGUAUAUAUAAAUAUAUAUAAAUAUAUAUAUACAUAAGAAAUCAUAUCAACAAUGAGGAUGAACUGAGUGCCAAAUAUUCACCAUCUGUAUAAAGCUACACUUCACUAGAAUUAAACUAUUUUAUGUAAUUCUCUUUCUCAUGCUUUUAUGGUUCUUUUGAUAAAUUCUAUUUAGUAGCAUGCAGGAUACCUAAAUUGAAUGUACAGUAUGUUGUUUCAUUGCUACAAUAAUUUCUCGCUUCUCAGUAAUAUCUUCUUUACCAGAAUGUUAUUUGUUACUUUGAAGACAUAUUUGAGAAUUGUUUUAUUAUUGAGUUAUUCUUUUUUCAUGGUUCUCUACUCACCUCCAGCUGAUUGUAAGAAAAUGUGCUUCACUAUUUUGCCCCAUGGCUCUUUUAUGAAGCUGCCUCUUUCAAUUGGUUUAUGUAUUGUUUAUGUUCAUCUCCUGUAAAUAAUUCUGCAAUUAAAUUUUUUGAGAAAAA